This is a messenger RNA of Tetrahymena thermophila SB210, 2496 nucleotides long. RefSeq lists its product as hypothetical. The record is from RefSeq and is a predicted model, not a curated record. NCBI's taxonomy places the organism in Eukaryota, Ciliophora, Oligohymenophorea, Hymenostomatida, Tetrahymenidae. The transcript has 2 exons.
AAAAUUUCUCUUAAUUAUUUUAAAGUAAUAACCAGUGAAUAAAUAAACUAAAAAUUUAAAUAAGAUAUGAUUAGAAGAGGAAUUCCUAAAUGCUUUGAGUGCUAAAAAUUGGCUACCAUUAAAUGCUAUGAAUGCUUAAAUGAAUUUGAAGAACCCAAAACAUUUUGCUUCGUUUGUGAUAAUUAAAUACAUAAAUAGAUUGAAAGAUAACACCAAAAGGAAAAGAUCUCAUUUAACUAAUAAUUAGAUUUAGGCAAUUAAUACAACACAGAAUAGUAAGGACAAAAUUACCAGUUUUAGUAAGAAAGAAGAUUGCCCUCUAGAAAUAUAGAUUAGAGGAGUGAAGUAAAUAAUUUUAGGUAAAUAAAUCCUUAGCAGAUAGAAGUGACUGAUAAUUCAAGAGAGAAUUUGUAGUUUUUUAGAGAUUUAAAGUAUACUUCAAAUCACUAAAGCGUAAAAAGUAAUAUUGCAGAUCGUUUCAAAAAUGUGGUUUCUGACCCUUUUUAUUCUAAUAAAAACUAAUAGAAUUAAAACUAAAUAAAUAAUUUUAAUUUGAGAUAAGAUUAUCAAUAGCAUAACGCGAAUAGAGGCCUUUCUAAUUAGCAUUCUAACAUCAAUAAUUACCACUAUUAGCACAAUAAUUCAUUAUAGAAUGAACAUAAUUUUGCUGAGAAUUUUGAAUAACGCUAUUAGCAUAAAUUAAAUGUCAAAAAAUAUUAAAGAAACUAAUUUUUAGAUAAUUAAUUGCUUUCAAAUGCAAGUAAUAAUAAUGAUAGUUUUGUUUCUAACGAAGAAGAUAGAUUAAGACCCAAUUCAAAUCCCCUUUAAUAAGGACUAAGUGAUGAAGAGGGAGAUACAAGAGGAUUAAUUAAAUAAAAUUAAGGAUUAACUUUUUAGCAAAAAAAUAAUUCAAUACCUAACUACCAUUAUACGAAAAAUAGUGAACAGUUCAAGUAAUAACUAGAACAGGAAAUAAACGACUUAAAAAAAUACUAAAAUAUGCACUACAGUAACAACAAUAGAGUAAAUAGUAUAUAAUCUAGUUAGGAGUAAGCUGUUUAAAGCAAUUUCACUAAUCAAGAACCUGCUUAACAAGAAUUUGAAUACAAAGAUAGAUCUGCAGAAGAGCAAUAUAAAUCAAUAAAGAAUGAUUUAAAAUAAUACUGUGGGUAAAAAGAUUUGGAUGAGAGAGAAAAUGAAGUCUUAAAGAGAAUAAACGAAAUAAAAAAAAGAAUUAAACCUGUUCAAGAACAAGAAAAUAUUUAAAGUGAAGAUUUUGAUAAAAAAAAUAAACUAAAUUAUAAUCACAGAGAAUCUCAUGAAAGUAAAGAGUAAGCAGUUAAGGAUUUGUAAUAAAAUAAUAUAGAAAAAAAUGGAAAAAACUAAACAUUCAACAGUGUAUAAAAUAGAGAAAAACUAACUUCAGUUGAAUAAGCAAAUUCUGCUAAAAAGUUAAAAAAUAACUUUGAAAAUUUGAUUGGAUAGGUCGGACCAAAUGAAGAAAAGAGUUAUAUUGAAGGUUUAAAAAAUAUUUAUUAAUAAGAAAUAAAAAACUUGGAAAUCAAACACAAAAUAAAGAUUUAGGAGCUAGAAAAUACUAUCAGCUAUAUGAGAUAACACAUGGAUUUAAUGGAAGACAGAAAUAAAGAAAAUAUAGCUUAAAUCCAAUAAGAUCUUAUGAAAUAGUAGAGAGCUGUAAUUGAACAAGAAAGAGACUCUAAAUUUGGAUUGAAUGAACUUAGAUUGCAGUACUAAGAAGAAAUAAAUCAUUUAUCAUUGGCACUAGAAACAGAAAAGGCAAAAAGCAUACAAUUAGAGAAAAAAAUGAGCGAAUACCAACAGCACUAUUAGAUGAAAUUAAGAGAAAUGUCAGAUCUUUCUAAAAAAUCAAAAUUAGAUGCAGAAUCGGAAAGAGUGAAGCUCUAAGAAUAUAUAGAUGAGAUGGAAGAAAAGAUAGAAGAUGUAAGAGUAAAAAUGGUUUAAGACAACGAAUUAGCCCUUUAAAAGAUAAAAAUUGAUUAUGAAAGCAGUAUAGAAGAUUUAAAAGAUUAAAUUAAGGAAAAGAGUGAAUAAAUAGCUAAAUUAGAACAGUAGCUUGUAACAGAUAGCUCACAAUAACACGAAAAAGAAAGGUUGUUAAAAAAAGAAAACUAGGAAUUGGAAAGGCAAAUCAAUCAACUAAAAAAUGAAUUGAACAAAGUCAAAGAAAAUACAGAAUAAUUUAAACACAUUGCAACCGAUUAAGAAAAGGAAUUAGAACUAGCGAGAAGAGAAAAUGAAUUGUUAGAAGAACAAAAGUAGAAACUUGAAGAAGAAAAAAUAAAAUUAGAAGAGUAAGUAGAAAAAUUCUAAAAAUAUAUUUAUGGUGAUAAAAAAGAAAAUAGUAUCUUAUAAAAACUAAAAGGUGCUUCUAGUAGACAGUCUUUGAGUAGAGCAAGUAGUGCUUCAAUUAAGUCGAGCACUUCGAAAAAUAAUAGAAAAUAAGAAAAUUAAUGA